UUAUUUACCAUUGACAAGUUUCGUUUUUGUUAUGAUGCGUAAACAAACCCUGAGAUUGAUUGGGGUUUACAAAAGAACUUAAGAAUAUAAGCGAUGGACACCAAACCCUCAUCAGUGGCGACACCAGGGCAGACCCUGGACCAACAGGCCAAGAAAUUAUCCAAAAAGCAAAGAAGAGAGCAGAGGUUGCAGGAGCAAGGCAAACUAGACCCAGCAGGUAAACCCUUUGCAGCACCAACAGCAGCAGCAGCUGCAGCAGCGAGUGGAAAGACACCAGCAAAGACACCUGCAGCAGCCGCAGCGUCAGAGUCUCAGGGAACUCAGAAGAGUAAAGCAGAACUAAAGGCUGAAAGACGUGCCAAGCAGGAGGCAGACAGACAACGAAAAGCCAAGGAAGCUGGCGGAGGCCAUGGAGGGUCAACGGGGGCGCCAUCUGGGGGGUCAUCAGGGGUAACAUUACACACCAAAAUCAGAGCUUCAAAAUCCACAUCGUCAGAUGGACCAGUCUCGAGUUUGUCCAAGAAAGAGCCCCCUCGUGUGUCGGACGCGUUGAAGCAAGAUGAUCCAAAGGUGCAGAAGAGAAGAGCCAAGAAAUUGGAGAGACAUCAGAUUCCCCAACGAGCUGAGAUCGAGCGCAAAGUCAGUCUCUUCUCUCAUCUCGAUCAAUAUGAGAGACAGGUGUCGAUCACUAGAGGGCUGAGCUUCGCUAGCGGAGGGAUCCAUCCGGCUGUUAUGAGAUUAGGAUUACAGUAUGCAGAGGGGAUUAUCUGUGGAGCUAAUGCAAGAUGUAUAGCCAUGUUGCAUGCUUUCAAGCAAGUCAUAGCUGACUACACCACCCCACCCCAGAAGGAGUUAUCCAGAGAUCUAGAAAGUAAGAUCAAACCAUACAUCAGUUUUCUGAAUGUAUGUCGACCUAAGUCAGUGAGUAUGGGGAAUGCAAUCAAGUAUGUCAAGCUACAGAUAAGUCAGAUUCCCCAGGACAUGGCUGAUACAAAGGCAAAGGAACAUCUAUAUCAGUGCAUUGACUCUUAUGUGAAUAAGAUUAUUCUGGCUGCUGUAGCAAUCUCUAAAGAUGCGAUUAAGAAGAUUAAAAAUGGAGAUGUAAUCCUCAUAUACACAUGUUCUUCCCUGAUAUACAAAGUUCUUUGUGACGCCCAUGAAGCCGGCAAGACAUUCCGAGUGAUCGUGGCCGAUAGUAGACCCAAAUCAGAAGGCAUUGAAGCUGUACGUCGACUCAUGAAACAUGGAAUCAAGUGUACAUACAUCCUGAUCAGCGCAAUCUCCUACAUGAUGCAAGAGGUAUCCAAGGUGUUCUUAGGAGCUCACGCCUUAUUGGCCAAUGGUUACGUCAUGUCUAGGGUGGGGUCGUCCAUCAUCGCUAUGGUAGCCAAGGCGUACAACGUGCCCGUUCUUGUCUGCUGCGAAACCUACAAGUUUAGUGAACGUGUACAAACAGAUAGCUUUGUCUUCAAUGAGUUGGGAGAUCCAGACGAUCUAGUGAAGAUCAGGAAACCCACCCAGUACCUGAAGGACUGGAGAAACAUCCAGUCCCUAACCAUCCUCAAUCUCGUCUAUGAUGUCACACCACCUGACUUCAUCUCCAUGGUGAUCACCGAGAUUGGCAUGUUACCAUGCACGUCUGUACCUGUCGUGUUGAGAGUCAAGAAUGUCGAAACGUAACCCAUCGUGUCCUGGACAGGCCUGGAAGUAGUUGCAGGCCCUGGAGGCCAUUGCCCGUGGUCUUGGCCUUCGGCCCCUUCAAAAGUUUCUCAUUGGUUUUAAGAUUUUUCAAUGGAAUGGCCCUCUGCAAAAUGAUAAUUGCUUUGCCCUUUUGAAGAUCAAAUUCCAGGCCUGUUUGGAGACCUUAGAAGUUGAACAAAUCUACAUAUAAUCUGUGGUAUUUUGUUAAGGGAGUGCCCUCAAACCAAUAAGGGUAAAGUAUCUUGCUCAAGAAUAUAAACUGGAACCCACAUAAACUGGAACGUCUUGCACCAGAGCUUCAGUCCGUCACUCUUUACCCCUGGGCCACGGCACGCCACAGUCACCUAUUGUCAAAACAAUUUUCGUUUGUGCAACAAUGUCAUAUUUUUGUCAAAGGGAGUGGACUGCAGACUGUUUUGCUGGGCCCUGACAUUAGGGCUAGCCCUUAACACUUGCCCAUUAAAAACUGCUUGGUCAGUAAGCACCACCUCCACUUCUCCUCGCCGCGCGCCUCACUAUCGAGUGUUAGCGGGCGCUGUUGAAAAAAUGCCAGAUCACCCCACCACACCACACUCAAAACAACAAUCACGGCUUACAGAAAUAACCUCUUUCAGUGGAAUAGUCACUGUGUGUAUAGCGUUGAGUGUAUGGGGCCUUUGGCAUACCAUACAGGUUGACCAACUCAACAAGAACGUCUUGCACCAAGUCUACUGCAAAUGCUUCAAUGGAUAUGGAGGAAGAUAUAAUAUACAAGUGUCUCGUACAUUUAAAGGCAGUGGACACUAUUGGUAAUCACACAAGUUUAGAACUUGAGGUCUCGAAAUCAACUAUCU
Asterias rubens (European starfish) is the source of this 2534-nucleotide messenger RNA. Its product is annotated as translation initiation factor eIF-2B subunit delta-like. Lineage: Eukaryota; Metazoa; Echinodermata; Asteroidea; Forcipulatida; Asteriidae. The record is from RefSeq and is a predicted model, not a curated record. The transcript has 11 exons. Bases 94 to 1680 code for a protein of 528 amino acids.